Messenger RNA from Drosophila nasuta, 4451 nucleotides. It is a transcript of the gene sd, whose product is annotated as TEA domain transcription factor 1 homolog scalloped. Gene Ontology annotation, molecular function: DNA-binding transcription factor activity, RNA polymerase II-specific; RNA polymerase II cis-regulatory region sequence-specific DNA binding. Gene Ontology annotation, biological process: regulation of transcription by RNA polymerase II; hippo signaling; embryonic organ development. The coding region runs from base 2400 to 4436 and encodes 678 amino acids. The record is from RefSeq and is a predicted model, not a curated record. Gene Ontology annotation, cellular component: transcription regulator complex. The transcript is spliced from 11 exons. Lineage: Eukaryota; Metazoa; Arthropoda; Insecta; Diptera; Drosophilidae.
GUCGGUUGUGUUGGCGUCACAUUUUGUAUGCGAAAGCAAGCGCAGCACACGUAGUUAACAAAUUCAACAAAAAAAAAUCAACAAAAAAUUCAAAUAGCCAAAUUAACCACGAAGCAUAGACAAAAAUUUCUAUUGUCUUAUUUAUUGUAUACAAUACAACAAACCGAGAAAGAAAAAUACAAUAAGUUUUAUGUUUUUUUUUUUGUUUUAAUAUGUGUACUAUAUCUUUGGCACUCGUCGUCGUCGGGGCCGGAGAAUUGAGCGGCGGCGUGUCUAAGAAAAGUGUUUAAGAAAAUGCUCAAAGCAAGCAACAGUAACCGAAACAGAAACAGAAACGGAAACAGAAACAGAAUCCGCCGAAUUCGUUUUCGCAUUCGCAUUCGAAUCAUCUGUUCAGAUACAUGAAAAGUGCCGCCUACAAAACAAAACUUGACAGCAACAGCAACAACAACAACAACUAGAACGGCAGCAGCAACAGCAUAACAUAUUAUUCGUAUGUAUGAGUGUAUAGCCAAAAGAAAUUAAAUUAAAUUCGCAAACGGAGCAACGGCGCAAAAAUCAAAUUAUAAUUGCAUAUACACACACACACACAACAACUACACAUCUAUGUACUACAUACAUACAUACAAGUGUAUGUGUGCUCUAUGUAAAAUAACUUUGUGCUCUGCCCAACCAAAGUGUCGUCUACGUGCGUGAGUCCGUGUGUGUGUAUGUGUGCGUGUGCGGGCGUGCGUCUGUGUGCGUGUGCGUAUAUUUCAUGUGAAAACACUUUUGUUGUUGUUCUUGGCACACACACACACGACAUUCAUACAGAAUUUUUUUGCGCGCGUUUCCACUAGUGUGCGAGUGUUUCAAAUUUUUUUUGUUGUGCACUUUUUUUUUGUCGUGUUAAAGGUUGCAGCAGCACCAUCGCGAGGGCAACUGUUGCACAAACUCAAUCAGAGAGCGAGAGAUGGCAUAAAAAAAUAAAAGCUACAACGCAGCAGCAAUAACAAUAACAAACAACAACUACAACAACCACAACAACAGCGACAACAGCAGCAGCAGCGAUUGCGCGCCUUUUUUAUGCAUACACACACAUACAUUUGCAUUAAUGUUAUUGUGUGUGUUUAACUUUUUUUUUUGGAUUUUUUUUUUGUUACUCUCGUCUCUGCAUAAUAAAUGAGACAGAGAACAACAACAACAACGGCAACAACAACAGCAAUAGUAACAACUAAACACAUGUUGAUGUGUGUUGUUCAAAUUUCAAUUUAGUUAGAGAAAAGCAAAAAAGGCGCGCCCAGAUAAGAUACAGUUAGGCGGAAGAGCCAGCAACAACAAGAACGGCAGCGAACAGCGACUGCGACGGCGACAGCGACUGCGACAGCAGCUUCACCUGCCAAAGCAAAGCUUACAGUCUCAGAAGACGACAAAACUAACAUCAUCAGCAGCAGCAGCAGCAGCAGCAACAACAAACCGCAGCGGCAGCAGAAGAAGAAAAAGAAGAGAAGAGCAGCGCAGAGAAGAGCAGAGCAAAAAGCACAGCUAGAAUUGCGCUGCGACGGUGGCGACGACAGUCGCUGAAGAAUAUGCGACUGUCACACAUGUGUUGUUCUACAGCCUCAACAGCAGCAACAGCAGCAGGUGUGUCUGUGUGUGCGCGCGCGUCUCUGUGUGUGUGUGUUACAUAUUUGCAGCGACAACAACAACUAUCAGCCACUUUGUAAAUGAAAGCAAAACACACACAACAACAAAAAAAAAACCGAAAACAAACGAAACAAGAAAAACAAAAAAAAAACCCACAAUGUUAUACAUGCUUGUAAAGUGGCAUUAAAUUGCAACAAUAACAAAAAUCAACAACAGCAGCAACAGCAGCAGCAGCAACAAUAAUAAUAAUAAUAAUAAUACAUGGCAACAGCGCCCACCAAGUGUCAAUAAAACAACAACUAAAGCAACAACAACAACAGAAGCAGAAGGUUGCUCGAACUCGAAUUCGAAGUUAAAGACGAAGUCGAAUUCGAAUUUCAGUCUUCUUGCACCGCCGCCGGCGGCAAUCUUCAAAUUUUUGUGUCAACGCUGCACUUUCGAGCCUUGUGUCUUCGGCUAACGGCAUUUUUCGUAUUUAUUUAUUUUAGUUUUUUUGUUCCAUUCGUUUCAUUUUCAAUUCAGUUGUGUGUGGAUUUUUUUUUGCUGUUGUUUUUUUUUGUGAGCGGGAGGGGAAUGUGUCUCAAUUGUUGUUAAGUGAAUGGUGCGCUCGCAAAAAAUAAUAAAAAAAAAAGAAAAAAUCAAAUAAAAUCAGAAAGCUGAGUGAAUGCAGUGAAUCAAUCAAAUCCAUCAACAAUCGCCGCAUCUCAAUUUUGCAACUGCAACAGGAGCAACAGCAACAGUAACAGCAACAAUAACUACAACACAACAGCAACAUGGAUUGUGAUUAUUCGAAAUUUCUAUACAAAAUCGGACCCGGCACCAUACCAUCUCCGUGGGCACCAGUGAAUGCCGGUCCUCCUGGUCCACUGGGAUCGGCAGACACAAAUGGCAGCAUGGUGGACAGUAAAAACUUGGAUGUUGGCGACAUGAGCGAUGACGAAAAGGAUUUGUCAUCCGCUGAUGCCGAGGGAGUCUGGAGUCCGGACAUUGAGCAAAGCUUUCAAGAAGCACUGUCAAUAUAUCCACCAUGUGGACGCAGGAAAAUCAUAUUGUCCGAUGAGGGCAAAAUGUAUGGGCGCAACGAGCUAAUCGCGCGAUACAUCAAAUUGCGAACCGGCAAGACGAGAACCCGUAAACAAGUGAGCUCUCACAUCCAAGUGCUCGCCAGACGGAAACUCCGUGAAAUCCAAGCCAAAAUCAAAGUCGAACCCAAUGGUGUGUCCUUGCAUUUACUCAAUGAGAAAGAGCAGACCCUGCAGGCCAUGAGCUCCAUGACCAGCUCACAAAUUGUCUCCGCCCAGGCGGCCAAUAAUCUUGCCCUGGCUGCCUCAGCGCUGACGGCGGGCGUGCACCAUUCGAAGCAUCUGCCGCAUCCCGCCCACCACAGUCACAGCCACCCAAGCCACCAUCACCACAGUCACAGCCACCCAAGUCACCUCCACCACAGCCACAGCCACCCAACACACCACCACCACAGUCACAGCCAUAGCCAUAGCCACCAACAUCCGCACCAUCAUCAUCAGAUGGGCGUGGCAGCUGCAGCCGCCGCUGCUGCCGCCGCCGCCGCUGCAGCUGCGGCCGCUGUGGCUCAGUCGCCGGCAAGUGGUGGUGCAACGACUGCUGCUGCUGCGGCUGCUGGUGGCGCCACAUCCAAUGCUGUUGCAGUGGCGUCGUCGUUGUCGCCACGACACCACAACAAUGCCCACCAUUCCCAUCACAAUCUACCGCACCACCUGCAUCUGCACCAUCAUCAGCAUGCAGCAGCGUCCGUUGCAGUCUAUCACCUGCAACAACAACAACAACAGCACCAGCAACAACAACAACAACAGCAGCAGCAUUCGAGUGGGGCAACAGCAGCAGCAACAACAACAACGACAACAGGUGGCGUGUCACCAACUGUGGCUGAUGGUGGUGGGGGGGUUGCGGCGGCACAUGUGUUGGCAAGGCAACCGCCACCGCCGCCGUUGCACCAUCCGCCGUUGUAUCCGGGCCAAUUUUGGCAACCCGGUCUACAGCCGAGCACAUCGCAAGAUUUUUAUGAUUACAGCAUCAAGCCCUUCGCCCAAGCGCCCUACACACCUGGCAAACCCUCGACGGCGGUGUCCGGCGAAAUCGAGGCCGGUAUUCCGUCCGCACAGUUGCCAUGGGAGGGACGUGCCAUUGCCACGCACAAAUUCCGCUUGCUCGAGUUUACGGCCUUCGUGGAUAUCCUCAGAGACGAGAUCUAUCACCGACAUCUUUUCGUGCAGCUAGGCGGCAAGCCAUCCUUCUCCGAUCCGCCACUUGAGACUGUUGACAUUCGACAAAUAUUUGACAAAUUCCCGGAGAAAUCCGGCGGUCUCAAAGAUCUCUACGAAAAGGGUCCACAGAAUGCGUUCUACCUUGUCAAAUGUUGGGCGGAUCUCAACACGGACGUAACGACUGGCAACGAAUCGGGUGAUUUCUAUGGCGUCACAAGCCAAUAUGAAAGCAAUGAGAACAUUGAGCUUGUGUGUUCGACAAUCGUUUGCUCCUUUGGCAAACAAGUUGUGGAAAAGGUGGAGAAGGAGUAUUCACAUCUGGAGAAUAAUCGCUACGUGUAUCGCAUUCAGCGCUCGCCAAUGUGCGAGUACAUGAUCAAUUUCAUACAGAAGCUGAAGAAUUUACCUGAACGCUAUAUGAUGAACAGUGUGCUCGAGAAUUUUACAAUAUUACAAGUAAUGAGAGCGCGUGAAACGGAAGAGACACUGCUAUGCAUAGCGUAUGUGUUUGAAGUGGCGGCGCAGAACACGGGAACCACGCACCACAUCUAUCGCCUUAUAAAGGAAUAGCAUGAGCUGCACGAA